AUGGUGAGGAAACACGGUUGGCAACUUCCUGCUCACAAAUUCCAGGUGGUUGCGAUUACAGUGUUCUGCUUGUUGAGUGUUGCGUACUAUGCUUUCUUCGCUCCUUUCGCUGGAGGUCGAAUCUGGGAGUAUAUUCUCCUCGGUGUCUACUCUCCUGUGGCUCUCAUUGUGUUUGUUCUUUAUGUUCGUUGUACUGCGAUCAAUCCUGCGGAUCCAGGAAUCAUGUCCAAGUUCGAGAGAGGCGCAACGAACAGAGGUCAUGAUGAUGCGUUAACGGGAAGAGAUGUUUCGAGAAAGUUCGAUGAAACUGGGAGCCAGUUGCAUUCUUCUCCUUCGGUUGCCUCCAGGGCUUCUACUUUACCUGCAAACUCUAGCGUGAAAGGCUCUGUAGGAGGAGACGGUGGACGAGUGGAAGCUGUUAGGAAGAAAUCUUGCUUUAAUCCUUUGGCGAUCUUGUGUGGUGUCUUUGUUUAUGAAGAUUGUCGUAAGAAAGAAGAGAGUGGUGAAGAGCAAGGGGAUAGAGAAGAAGCUCUGUUUUGCACUCUGUGCAAUGCCGAGGUGCGUAAGUUUAGCAAGCACUGUCGAAGUUGCGACAAAUGUGUAGAUUGUUUCGAUCACCAUUGCCGGUGGCUUAACAAUUGUGUCGGUCGCAAGAACUAUAUCACUUUUAUAUCACUGAUGGCUGUCAGUCUUGUCUGGCUCCUUAUUGAAGCAUCAGUUGGAAUUGCAGUUAUAGUGCGUGUGUUUGUUAAUAAGAAGGAUAUGGAGACCGAGAUCGUCAAUAGACUCGGAAAUGGAUUUUCUCGGGCACCUUUUGCUACGGUUGUUGGUCUCUGCACUGCUGUUUCUAUUCUGGCCUUGUUUCCACUGGGUGAACUUUUCUUUUUCCACAUGCUCCUCAUUAAAAAGGGCAUUACAACUUAUGAGUAUGUUGUGGCAAUGAGAGCAAUGAGUGAAGCGCCAGCUGGAGCUUCGAUUGAUGAGGAGAUGCCUAACAUGCUGUAUUCUCCCUCUGGAUCUGCCACGACCGGCUUUAGUGGUGGAAGCUCCCUUGGUCUACCUUACAAGGGAGCUUGGUGCACUCCUCCUAGAGUGUUUGUUGAUUAUCAGGAUGAAGUGAUUCCUCAUUUGGACCCUGGAAUGGUUCCUUCGACCGUAGAUCCAGAUGCAGCUGAAUCAGCAGAGAGGGGCAACAAGGUUCCAAAGAGACCUGUCAAGCUUAGUACAUGGAAACUCGCAAAGUUGAAUUCAAAUGAAGCUGCAAGAGCAGCUGCUAGAGCCAGAGCGUCAUCAUCCGUUCUACGGCCGAUAGAAAACCGUCAUGCACAAGACGAUGAACUUAGUUUAAGUGGUACGGUCAGUGUGGUCAGUAGCGUAAGCACAGAAGCAAAUGGGGUUGUGUUGAAUAAAGAGAUGAGAAACAACGAUCCAAGGCUGUCACUCUCUAGAAACUCUUUAGCUCCAAGCCAAGGUAGCAGGGACGAGUACGAGACAGGAACACACAGUAUGAGCAGUUUCAGCAGUCCAAGUCAUGCUCACGAGGCUGUCACGCUUAGCCCUCUCCCUCAAUAUCAUACUGCUGCUGGCCACCGCUUCACUGCGGCGGCCUCAUCGAAUGCUCCCCCCAGGCCACCUCCUAAUCCAGCAACUAAUCACAUGACCCACUCAACCUUUGAUGAGAAGAUAAUGCAGAAAGGAAACAACCCUGAUCCGUUGCUCCACCCUGCUCCUGCAGCUUCUCUUAUGAGAGAUGUGAGAAGAACAUCAGUUGUUUGGGACCAAGAAGCAGGUAGAUAUGUAUCAGUUCCUGCAACAACAUCUGAGGCAAGAACCAGAUUAACCUCACAGAACCUGCAGCCAAUUCAUAGCUCACACGUGGGUAACACUCAGAAUCCAAGAACACCACCCGUUGUUCAUCCGCCUCAAAGUUCUUCAUCUAGAAAGGCUCCUCCUCCUCCUCCUCCACAGCAGCAAGGAGAGAGACUUACGUAUACAGGUGACUCUAUCUUCUUUGGUGGUCCGCUGGUAAAUAUCCCAAACAGAGAUAACCUGAGAAACGAAGGGGCUUCGGGAAGAGAUGGACAAGACAGAAUGGGAUUGGCAUUGCCUCGGGAAGCUAGAUUCAAGAGAGACACAACCUCGAACCAGCUUCCAGUGUUUGCUCCUGUUGGUACCCGCAAGUAG
This is a messenger RNA of Microthlaspi erraticum, 2184 nucleotides long. NCBI's taxonomy places the organism in Eukaryota, Viridiplantae, Streptophyta, Magnoliopsida, Brassicales, Brassicaceae. The record is from the annotation of a GenBank genome assembly.